This is a messenger RNA of Physella acuta, 2931 nucleotides long. RefSeq names its product methylcrotonoyl-CoA carboxylase subunit alpha, mitochondrial. NCBI's taxonomy places the organism in Eukaryota, Metazoa, Mollusca, Gastropoda, Physidae. The record is from RefSeq and is a predicted model, not a curated record. Gene Ontology annotation, molecular function: metal ion binding; ATP binding; methylcrotonoyl-CoA carboxylase activity. Gene Ontology annotation, cellular component: mitochondrion.
GUUUAGUACAACUUUUGACGAUGUCCUCUCUAAGAACCAAACAUCUCCCAGCUUUGCUGAGGGAUUUAAAGAGAACUCACAUACUCUACUUCCAAAAAUGGACUUCACAGUCAGUUGCACUAAAAACAAUAGACAAGGUUCUCAUAGCCAACCGUGGAGAAAUAGCAUGUCGUGUGAUGAAAACUGCCAAAAGACUGGGUAUUCGUAGUGUGGCAGUGUAUAGUGAGGCAGACAGGCAUUCAAUGCAUGUUGCAAUGGCUGAUGAGGCUUAUCACAUAGGUCCACCUGCAGCAUCUGAAAGCUACUUAAGGCAAGACAAAAUUCUCAAUGUUGCUAAACUAUCAGGAGCCCAGGCCAUUCAUCCUGGUUAUGGUUUCUUGUCAGAAAAUGUAGAAUUUGCUGGUGCUUGUGAGAAAGAAAAUAUUAUCUUUAUUGGACCACCAGCUACAGCUAUUCGUGAUAUGGGGAUUAAAAGCACAUCAAAACACAUUAUGUCAGCUGCUGGUGUGCCCAUUAUACAAGGUUACCAUGGAGAAGACCAAACUCUUGAUAAACUCAAAUCAGAAGCUGCUAAAAUAGGAUAUCCUGUGAUGAUUAAGGCAGUUAGAGGAGGAGGUGGUAAGGGUAUGAGAAUAGCAAUGAAUGAAUCAGAAUUUGAAAGUCAAUUGCAAUCAGCCAAAACAGAAGCCAUGAAAUCUUUUGGAGAUGAAAUUAUGUUGCUUGAAAAAUUUGUGGAGAAUCCAAGACAUGUGGAAGUGCAAGUUUUUGGUGAUCACCAUGGCAACUAUGUGUACUUGUUUGAAAGAGACUGCAGUGUACAAAGAAGGCAUCAAAAAAUUAUUGAAGAAGCUCCAGCUCCAGGACUAACAGAAGAAGUGAGGAAACAAAUUGGUGAGGCAGCAGUAAGAGCAGCUAAAGCAGUCAGUUAUGUUGGGGCAGGAACUGUGGAGUUUAUCAUGGACAAGAACCUGAAGUUUUAUUUCAUGGAGAUGAAUACCAGACUACAGGUGGAGCAUCCAAUAACAGAGAUGAUAACUGGCACUGAUUUGGUGGAGUGGCAGCUGCGAGUGGCUUCAGGAGAGAAGAUACCCAUGAAACAAGAAGAGAUAAAAAUUCGUGGUCAUGCUUUUGAAGCUAGAAUUUAUGCAGAGGACCCUGACAAUGGGUUUAUGCCAGGUGCCGGGCCAUUGUUACACCUGACUACACCUACACCUGGUAAAGACCUGAGGAUUGAAACAGGUGUAAGACAAGGAGAUGAAGUAUCAGUACACUACGACCCAAUGAUUGCUAAAUUAGUUGUCUGGUCUGAUGACCGCCAUACUGCUCUCAAGCGCACAGUCUCUGCCUUACAGGAUUAUCAUAUUGUUGGACUGAAUACCAAUAUCCGUUUUCUUAUGGCUCUGGCGUCUCACCCAUCCUUCAAGGCUGGGGAUGUGAACACAGACUUUAUUCCACAGCACCAGAAGCAGCUCUUUCCUCCUCACAGUUUGAAGAGGUCCUCCUUGGCCCAUGCUUCUCUUGCUAUGGCAGCCAGACACAGGGCUAGUGUUGUUCAAGGUGCUGCAGCCUCCAAAGAUAAAUUUUCCCCGUUUGCACAGAAUAUCGGAAUACGAAUCAAUUCUUCACCAUCAUACACAAUCAACUUGCUUGAUGGAGAAACUGAGCAUAAGAUAAAGCUAGAGAAAAAAUCUAAAGAUAGCUGGCAUGUGUCAGUAGACAAUGGAGAACCUAUGCUAGUCACUGACAUCAGUCUGAGCAAUGACAGUGAUGACAAACUGACUGUCAGAUGUUGUGUAGACAAUGUAAUAUCUUCAUCUUCUGUUGUCCUAAUGGGCAGUUCUGUACACCUAUUUACAGUGGAUGGUAUCCACAGUUUGACUCAGCCAACACCCAAGUAUGUCAAGUCUGCUACAGGUGCUGGCAGUAUUUUUGAUCCCGUUGCUCCAAUGCCAGGUGUUAUAGAAAAGGUGGCAGUAGAGCCAGGAGCUAAAGUACAAAAAGGGGAUCCUCUGGUCGUGAUGAUUGCUAUGAAGAUGGAGUAUGUGAUACGAGCAGCAAAAGAUGGAGUUGUGGAGAAAGUCUUUCACAAGCCUGGUGACACUGUACCCAAAGGAAAAGUUCUGGUGCAUUUAAAAGAAGAGUAAAAGUUUUUAGGGAAAUUGAAUGUGUAGUGUACAUAUAUUACCUUAGGCUUGUUUGAGAAUUUAAUAAAACAGAGUAUUUAAUUCAGGAAAUCAACAACAAAAAAAGAAUUUCAGCUUUUUAGAAUAAAUACUCUUCGCUUUAAAUGAUUAAGAAAUACUUUGAAAUAUGUGCCGAACUGUUUGUUAAUUGAUAGCAUGUAAAUUUAUGUCAAUUUUUACCUCAGAAAUUGAUAUCUACUUUUGAAAAAUGUUUUUUCUGGUAAAGCAUUUUAAACUAAAAUACGAUGUAUAAACUUUUUGCUAUUGUGGGAAGUCUAAUGAAAUGAAAAGGUUAUUCUAUAUUCCACAUGUGAACUUAAACUUUUGAAGAUUAUUUUAUAUCAUGAACUAGACAUUAGUGAUUUGACCCUUCUUCUUCUUCUUCUUCGUUCCUAAUUAUUAGUGUUGAAGGGGAUCGAGAUUUAUCUGCCAGUGGGUUUGAACUUGAGACUUUGUUAGAAUUUAUCAACCGUGAACUUUUUGCCGACUCGACCACGCCUCCAACACAAUUAAGCGUUACGUGUCAACUGGUUAUGCGCCAUUGAGGCCAUUGACUCCAAUUUCAGCCUCCUAUUUGACCCUAAUAUGUAAAACAUUUUCAUGGUAAUAAGUUGUUAAUUAAGCAGCUGAUUUAAAGUACUCAAAUUAUGUUACUAAUUAUAUGUUGUUUAUUUGAACAAAAUACAUUCAGUUGAUAUGCUAAGUGACUGUAUUAAGUGUAAAAAAAAUAAAUGUAAUACAACUACUA